GGUUCAUUCUACUCAGCAUCGCCUUCGCUUCGCUCUACUAGAUUCAUUCAUUCUUAUAUAUACGUCCCAUCAUGGUUGUCUUUAGCAAGGUCACUGCUGUCCUCGCUGGUCUCUCGGCUGUUGCUUCUGCUUCUCCUGUUGUAGCUCCUCGCAAGGGCUUCACUAUUAACCAGGAGACUCGUGCUGCUACUAAGUCCAAGACUGUCAACUUGCCAGCUGUUUAUGCCCAAGCCCUGUCCAAGUAUGGUGCUACUGUGCCCUCCAAUGUCCACGCUGCUGCUGUCAGUGGCUCUGCUGUGACUACCCCCGAGGACGGCGAUGUCGAGUACUUGACUCCCGUCAACGUUGGCGGCACUACCCUGAACUUGGACUUCGAUACCGGAUCUGCUGAUCUGUGGGUGUUCUCUUCUGAACUCACCUCUUCCCAGCAGAGCGGCCACAGCAUCUACAAGCCUAGCAGCAGUGCCACCAAGCUGUCAGGCAGCUCCUGGUCCAUCUCUUACGGUGAUGGCAGCUCUGCUAGCGGUGAUGUCUACAAAGACACUGUCACCGUUGGCGGUGUCAAGGCUACCGGCCAGGCUGUCGAGGCUGCCAGCAAAAUUAGCUCUUCGUUCCAGCAGGAUGUGAACAACGACGGUCUGCUCGGCCUCGCCUUCAGCUCCAUCAACACGGUUAGCCCGAAGGCUCAGACCACCUUCUUCGACACUGUCAAAUCGCAGCUCGACUCGCCCCUGUUUGCUGUUACCCUGAAGCACAAUGCUCCCGGCAGCUACGACUUUGGCUACAUUGACAAGUCCAAGUACACCGGCACCCUGGCCUACGCCGACGUCGAUGACUCCCAGGGCUUCUGGUCGUUCACUGCCGACAGCUACAAGAUUGGCACCACCACUGGCGGAUCCAUCACCGGUAUUGCUGACACCGGCACCACCCUCCUCCUGCUCCCCACCAGCGUUGUGUCCGCCUACUACAAGAAGGUCUCCGGCUCCCAGGACAGCAACUCCUACGGUGGCUACGUCUUCCCCUGUUCCGCCACCCUGCCCGACUUCACCGUGACCAUCAAUGGCUACAAUGCCGUUGUCCCCGGUAAGCUGAUCAACUACGCCCAGGUUACCACUGGCAGCUCCACCUGCUACGGUGGUAUCCAGAGCAACUCCGGCAUUGGCUUCUCCAUCUUCGGUGAUAUCUUCCUCAAGAGCCAGUAUGUCGUUUUCGACUCCCAGGGCCCCCGCCUCGGCUUUGCCGCUCAGGCGUAAAUCAUGCAUCUGAGGCUGUGAAUGUGACAUGGUAUAUAUAAGACGAAUGUUGUACAGAGAGUGAUGUGAGACGCGAUAUAGUUCAAGUUUGGCGCUGCGUGCUAGCUUGUGAAUAUGACCCUG
This is a messenger RNA of Penicillium canescens, 1376 nucleotides long. RefSeq lists its product as uncharacterized. Gene Ontology annotation, biological process: proteolysis. The coding region runs from base 72 to 1253 and encodes 393 amino acids. The transcript is spliced from 3 exons. The record is from RefSeq and is a predicted model, not a curated record. NCBI's taxonomy places the organism in Eukaryota, Fungi, Ascomycota, Eurotiomycetes, Eurotiales, Aspergillaceae. Gene Ontology annotation, molecular function: aspartic-type endopeptidase activity.